AUGUUAGAUAGAAAAGGAAUGGAAGAACUUUCUGCUUGGAUUUUUAGUACAGAAACAGGAGACGAUAUUGAACAACGAAUACGACUUAUGUUGAUUGAAGAUUCACGGAUAAACAGUCAGAGCGAUUGGAAAUCUUUCGCCGAACACGUUUUAGAUGUUUCUCAGAACCAACAAGUUCAACUCUUGGUGGGUGGGUUUUGCCGAAAAUUUCCGACAUUAACAAAGGAAUCUUUUGAGAGUUCCCUGAAAAGCUGCAGCGGAGUGGCAUUUUCCGUGGCAUGGAUGAAAUUUUUCUCUAAUUUCCAGCAUGGCAAGACCACGCAGGGGCGUGUGAUUUUGGACGGGCUAUUAAAGAAGUUAAAGGAAAGCUUCAGUCCAGAGUCAGUUCACUGUGUUAUGAGCGUCCUUCAUGAAUCUGUUUACACCAUCAUUCACGAGCACGAGAGCCUUUAA
Messenger RNA from Pocillopora meandrina, 453 nucleotides. NCBI's taxonomy places the organism in Eukaryota, Metazoa, Cnidaria, Anthozoa, Scleractinia, Pocilloporidae. The record is from the annotation of a GenBank genome assembly.